Penaeus indicus is the source of this 904-nucleotide messenger RNA. Its product is annotated as dnaJ homolog subfamily C member 1-like. The record is from RefSeq and is a predicted model, not a curated record. The transcript has 6 exons. The coding region runs from base 92 to 904 and encodes 270 amino acids. Gene Ontology annotation, cellular component: endomembrane system. Lineage: Eukaryota; Metazoa; Arthropoda; Malacostraca; Decapoda; Penaeidae.
CCUCGUCGCCCGUCAGCUGUUCCUCGAAAGAGAGAGAGAGAGAGAGAGAGAGAGUGAGAGAGGAGGAGAGAGAGAGAGAGAGAGGGAGAGAAUGGCACCACGGCUCCUGGCACCGCUGGCACUGGUGGUGGUGGUGUGGGCACUGCCUGGCCACUGCUGGGACUCGGAGGAGAUGGAGCUGUUUGAUUUGGUGGAGGAAGUCGGCGAGAAUUUCUACGAGGUCCUUGGGAUUUCUCAGGAUGCAACAACAUCGGAGGUUAAAAAGGCUUAUCGUCGGCUGUCCCUUCAGCUUCAUCCUGAUAAGAAUGAUGCACCAGAUGCCGAUGUUAAAUUUAGGCAGCUUGUUGCUAUAUACGAUGUCCUUCGGGAUGAAGGGCGAAGAGCUCGUUAUGAAAGAGUCUUAGUGGAGGGCUUGCCUGACUGGCGCUCUCCUAUAUACUAUUAUCGCCGUGCUCGCAAAAUGUCCCUGCUGGAAAUCUCAAUCAUCCUGACGGUCGUUAUAUCCAUAACACAGUAUCUUAUGGCCUGGGGUUCAUAUAUUGAUAAGAAGCAUAGUUUGGAAGAGUUCCUCAUUCGAAAGUACAAGAUCAAAGACCGGAAAAAGAAGAAGGGUGAGGACCUGCAGAAUAUAUCCAAGAUGGAGGAAGAACUGAGUCUCAUCCCAAAACCAAGCUGGUGGAACAUUUUACCCGUUCAGCUGGUCAAACUAGUCAUUUUCCUGGUAACUGGAGGACCUGGCAUUGUGCGAGAGAUACUUGCCGGGAUUCAGAGAGAAAAGGAGAGAAAACUGAAGGAGAAGGAAGAACAUGAGUUAGAAGAGAAAAGACUCAAAGAAGAGGUAGUCAUUCUGAUCAUUCACGCCUUGUCACAGUUACACCUGAAUCCCAAGCUCAUGCACUAUUGA